AUUCAUUGUAUCAGAUUGAGACGGGAGGAAGAGCGACUCGACUGGUCGGCAAAGCAACUCUGCUCCGGGAAACAUUGUAACUCCGACUGCAAGCCACAUACAACUGCAGUGGCUCCUUGAUCCUAACCUCCUCCUCCGUGUUUUCCUCCAGGGAUGGCAGCCAUCCGCAAGAAGCUGGUGAUAGUGGGGGAUGGAGCUUGUGGAAAGACCUGCCUUCUGAUUGUCUUCAGCAAGGAUCAGUUCCCUGAGGUCUACGUGCCCACCGUGUUCGAGAACUACGUCGCUGACAUCGAGGUGGACGGCAAACAGGUGGAGCUGGCUCUGUGGGAUACUGCGGGUCAGGAGGACUAUGAUAGGCUGAGACCUCUCUCCUAUCCAGACACUGACGUCAUCCUCAUGUGCUUCUCCAUAGACAGCCCCGACAGCUUGGAAAACAUUCCAGAGAAGUGGACCCCAGAGGUCAAACACUUCUGUCCCAACGUUCCCAUCAUCCUGGUAGGAAACAAGAAAGACCUGCGCAACGACGACCACACACGCCGGGAGCUGGCCAAGAUGAAACAGGAGCCAGUGAAGUCGGAGGAGGGGCGGGACAUGGCCGGCCGCAUCGCAGCUUUCGGCUACAUGGAGUGCUCCGCCAAGACCAAGGACGGCGUGCGGGAGGUGUUCGAGAUGGCCACCAGGGCGGCCCUGCAGGCCCGCCGCGGGAAGAAGAACAAUAAAUGUGUAGUGCUGUAAAAUAGCCGACACAUUUGGACUGUUUUCAACCCCCGGGGCAACUGUUCCCAGGGGGCUAGGGCUCGAGAGGGGCGGAGGGGGGAUUACUAGACGGGAGAGGGAGGGAGAGACGGGGAGAAAAGAGUGCAGUAAAUGACUACCGCUGUAAAACGGCUGUUUGUUGGACUGAAUUUGCCCUGGGACUUGGGUUUGGGAAGCUUCGAUGGAAAUGGACAGGGGGGAAAGAUUGGGGGUGGGGGGCUGACUACCGCUGUAAACCAUUGGGCUCUUCAUCUGUUUGUCUUUUCAACAAGCCACUUACACUGAUAAACACAAUAAGGAGACGGCAAAAACUAAAAAGGUCUAGUUUCUGCCUGGAUGACUUGACAUAUGGAUAGGGGCAAACGGCACAGUAAAUGAGUUCCACUGUAAACAGCCACCAGUGGACUCUUCAUCAGGGGUUUCUACCUGGGAGAAGGGGACGGGCAGUCUGAAGUUCGACAGGUGCUUUAGUUUCCUGGGGAGGAUAUUUGAACAGCCCCAAAAGUAGACAAAUCACCAGUAAACAGGGAUCUUCUAUAAGCUUGCAGUUUAAUUGAAUUGAUUGGGUUAUUAUGGGCCAGUCAGUCUCAUUUGUCGUGGAGCUACAUGCUCACAUGUCCAGCUCGGUGCCAUUUAGUCACGGCGGUCGCUAAUCCUGUGCUCGCAGUGACAAACCCAUCGAGCCGUGCUCUUACUGAGGUGACCUGUCACAGAGCCUCCUCAUAGUGAAUGCUCUAUAUUUCACACAUUAAUGAACAGUUUGAAUUGAGAGAAAUGUGUCCUUAGCGCUGGCCUUAAUGUAAAACUACUUCCUGUGCAUCAUCACUUGAUCUGUAAAUCAAAUUGGCUUUCAUUGCCACCUGUAUUCUAUCUUCACAGUGCAGUGUUUCAGAGGAAACGUUUACUCCAUGUGAUAGGCAUUAAAGUACCCACACGCUGGUGAAUCUACUGGGGUUGGUUUGUCUACUUCAGGAUUGUCUUCUUAAAUAUCAAAUUGAAGGAGGAAGGUGAUCUGUGUUCCCAUUGGAUGAUGAUCUUCAUAAGCUGACCACUCUGCUGCAUCUCAGCUCCCGCCCCUUCCUGUUCCACAGACUGCUGGUGCUCAUCUUCCUCUGGUCAUAGACCGGGACAAAGAACAAGGAGAGGAGAGGACCGUGUUUACACGCACACCACUGAUCUCCUUAUCUGGGAUGAACGACUAUUGAUUAUAUUUCUUUGUGUGCGCAUGUUUGUAGGUCAAAUGUAAAACAACCUAGAACUCUUGGAGGGGAAAUAAAGGUUAUCUACAAUAUACAUUUAUACUGGUCAGCUGUAGGCAGCAGCCAUCUGCUUUAACAUGACAUG
Messenger RNA from Notothenia coriiceps (black rockcod), 2100 nucleotides. Its product is annotated as transforming protein RhoA-like. The transcript is spliced from 5 exons. The coding region runs from base 154 to 735 and encodes 193 amino acids. NCBI's taxonomy places the organism in Eukaryota, Metazoa, Chordata, Actinopteri, Perciformes, Nototheniidae. The record is from RefSeq and is a predicted model, not a curated record. Gene Ontology annotation, biological process: small GTPase-mediated signal transduction. Gene Ontology annotation, molecular function: GTPase activity; GTP binding.